This is a messenger RNA of Choloepus didactylus (southern two-toed sloth), 438 nucleotides long. RefSeq names its product mitochondrial import receptor subunit TOM20 homolog. The transcript has a single exon. The record is from RefSeq and is a predicted model, not a curated record. The coding region runs from base 1 to 438 and encodes 145 amino acids. NCBI's taxonomy places the organism in Eukaryota, Metazoa, Chordata, Mammalia, Pilosa, Megalonychidae. Gene Ontology annotation, biological process: tRNA import into mitochondrion; protein import into mitochondrial matrix; protein targeting. Gene Ontology annotation, molecular function: transmembrane protein transporter activity. Gene Ontology annotation, cellular component: mitochondrial outer membrane translocase complex; mitochondrial outer membrane.
AUGGUAGGUCGGAACAGCACCAUUGCCGCCGGUGUAUGCGGGGCUCUUUUCAUCGGGUACUGCAUUUACUUCAACCGCAAGAGACGGAGUGACCCCAAUUUCAAGAACAGGCUGCGAGAGCGAAGAAACAAACAGAAACUUGCCAAGGAGAGAGCUGGGCUUUCUAAGUUACCUGACCUUAAAGAUCCUGAAGCUGUUCAGAAUUUUUUCCUUGAAGAAAUACAGCUUGGUGAAGAGUUACUAGCCCAAGGGGAGUUUGAGAAGGGUGUGGCCCAUUUGACAAAUGCAGUUGCUGUGUGUGGACAGCCACAGCAAUUAUUGCAAGUAUUACAGCAAACUCUUCCACAACCAGUGUUUCAGAUGCUUCUGAGUAAGCUCCCAACAAUUAGUCAGAGAAUUGUAAGUGCUCAGAGCUUGGCUGAAGAUGAUGUGGAAUGA